Chara braunii is the source of this 5015-nucleotide messenger RNA. NCBI's taxonomy places the organism in Eukaryota, Viridiplantae, Streptophyta, Charophyceae, Charales, Characeae. The record is from the annotation of a GenBank genome assembly.
GUGAAGACACGUGGCAGGCAGGCAGGCAGGCAAUGAAACAAGCGAGUUGAUUGUGCAAAGAAGAAGGGAAUAGAGGAUGAUUAUGGUGGGUAGCUUGUGGUAAAGACACGUGGCAGGCGGAGAUCUAACGCGGAGUGCCGACCAAAGAGCCGAAACACGUGGCAGUCAAGCAGGAGGAGCAGAGAUGGACUGAUUGUGCGAAGGAGGAGGGGAUAGAGUAUAUGAUUAUGCGUAGUUCGUGGUAAAGACACGUGGCAGGCGGCGAUCUAACGUGGCCAGACGACCAAAGAGCCGAAACACGUGGCAGUCACUCGCUCGAUUUGACACGUCAGACGCAUACAUACUUUAAAAGCGGACGGAUGCAGAUGCUAUCUUUAGCUUGUGGGCGACGUGGUUGCUAGUUAUGACAAGAUGAGCUAAGAAGAUAUGUGAUUGGAAGGAAACCGAAUGCUCCGAUGGCCUCCAUGGUGCAGAAGCAUAUCAAUGGCAGGAGUGUAUUCUCUCUGCCUUACAGUGAUCCAGAACCCAUGUACUCCGGCAAUCUGUCUAAAUUCCGUGGGAGGAGAAUCUUCCAGAAGGAGGAAAUGGAAACUGCAGGAACGACCUGGAGCCGUGGGCCAUCGGCCCUGGUCCCGAUCCAGGGCCAGAGGACAAGAGAAAGUUGAAGGUGUCCUGGUGCCGAGAGGCGCAUCCGCAUCCCUGUCAGUGCUUGGGCAGGGAGUGCCGAGGGGUAAAUUCGACUUGCGGCAGCUGCUCCAAGGGCAUGUUUGCGCAGGGUGCAGACGGAGAGCCCUGAGCUGUACUCCCCCCCAUAGAAUCAGGGUCAGAAAUCUGUCGCAGCGGCGUUCCGCGGCACGGAAAAUGGUUCACCUCCUCUCUUCAACCACCACCUCCUCCUCUUCCUCGUCCUCCUCUUCCUCCUCCUCCCCCGAUCUGGAUCAACCGGUGAGAUGCAUGUCUCAGGGAGAAGGUCCUGCAAAUUGUGGUGGCGAUGGCACGGGAUCAAUCUCCUCCAGCGGCAGGUCGGUUGCGCGAUCUCGCAAUCGACCCAGCUAUGUCGUGGCGCCGAAGCAGCACUUGGCUGGCGGCGCAGGGAUUCAUCCCUUGGAUAGUAUGGACGGUGCGGAUAUUGACGUGGAGGAGCAGAUUCAGGACAUCAUUGCGAAGGGGAUGGAGGUGAUGUCAAGCAUCGAAGCUCUCGGAGGGGACGGUUUGGCGUUCAUGCGAGAGCUACAGGUGCUGCAGCAAAAGGCAGUCUUGCUUUCGACACAAGGGAGGGAGGAUGAAGUCGAUAAGGUGUUUAAGGAUGGUUUGGAGAAACUUAUGCAGGAUUUUCGCAUUGUGCAGAGGACGGAGGAUGAUCUCGGCGAGGCCACCAUGGACACGAUCGAGGAAGAUGUGGAAUACUACAACCAUGAUUUUGAUAACGAUGACGAUGACGAUGUAUGGCUUGAGAAAGACAUGGAUCUGUUCCUUGCCGGGCCCUUUUCAUCGUCAGGGAGGGAGUCGAAUGGCGUCAUUGUGGACGGGUUUGCGGAGCAAUGGGGAGGAGUAGGAGGUGGAGUAGGAGGUAACGCGCCGGAGACCUUGGAGUUUGCCAGCAUGGUGGACGGAGUUAGGAUCUUGCAUCUUCCGGCGGACGAACACAAAGAAGGAGGUGCUGCUGCAGAGCAGUGGAGUGUCGAAGGCAGGACGGAGGAGGCCAGGAGGUCAGCAGUUUGGAAUGAGGAUCUGGACCAAGCUCCUCGGCGCGUUGGAUCGGUCUUUGAAAAGGCCAUUCAUGACGCAAUGGGCUUGCCGAACACCUAUGUCGAUGAUGGGGAUCUGGUGGAGUCGACUGCCGAUCGUGUUGGUCAGAAGGAGUUGGAGUCGCCCAAGUUCUCGGCGAAUGCUUUGGAGUGGGCGGAUAUGGACGAGGUCGAUUUAGAUAAUUUGGAUGUGGAAUUCAUUGACGAUUUCGAGAGCAUGAGGGUGAGGGCGACGGAGCUGAGGGAUAAGGGGAAGUAUUCCGAUGCCAACGUUUUCAUCAUGAGGAGGCUAAAGGAGCUGAGGGUGAAGUACAAUCUUAGUGCAGGGACGGUGAGCGCUACGAACGUCUCCGAGUUCAUCGAAGACCUGGAAGCUCUAAGUGCCCGUAUCGAUGCAUUGGAAAACUCCGGCGACGCGCAGGACGAAUCGGUCUCUGAAAUGGAAGACGGUAUAUUGAACAUCUUGCAAGACUGGGCACUGCUUGUGGACGACGACGACUCAGAUGAGGAAGACGGGCAGCGCGACGAAAAUGCAAAUGCAUUUGAAAAGCAGAAGCCCUUCACGGGAAAUGAGCCAGGCAGCCCGCGAGAAGAGGUCGACGAUAUGGUGCAGGAAUUGGAAACGGUGAUCGCACUGCAAGCGGAGUGGAUGGAGGAGCUCAGCGCGCUUGGCGGUAAGGAAAUGAUGAAAGAUGUUGAGAAACUGAAGAACACCGGUUUGGCGCUAAUGCAGCAGGGGCGGGUGAUGGAAGCAAAAACUGCUCUGCUGGAGGGGUGGGAGCAGCUGAAGUCUAAAUGGGGAAUGGAGUCCCUCCAAGAGGACGAAAGCGAGAGCGAGGGCGAGGGCGAGGGCGAGGGCGAGGGCGAGGGCGAGAGGGAAGGGAAGAUCUCCCAGAAUGAAGGCGAUAACAAAGAGGACAAAUUGUCGAUGAAUGCAGCAGCAUCGUCAAGGAGCAGUCGGCGGGAUGCUCAAGGAGGCCUUGUGAAUCAGGAGGAUGCAGGUGACGACUACGGUCAGGGAGCUCUGCAUGCCAUGGAUGCAAUCACCGAGAAGGUUGGAAUUGUCAGCGGAGAAAGGGCAGAGCCAUACUUCGGAGCAGAGCUGGAGACGGCAAAAAGGGAGGGGAAGAAGAGCAUCAUCGGAGCUGAGUCGCAGCAGCAGGAGGAGGAGGGGGGGGGAGAGGGGGGGGGGGAUAAGGAGGAGGAAGAGGAGGAAAAAGGGGAAAAGGAGGACGAUGAAGAAGAUGUCGAGGACUCAUCCGAAAAUUUUAUGCCUCGUGAUGUUAGGGAGCUGCGGGUCAAGGCAGCCGAGCUGUGGUCCAUGGGACGUCAGGAGGAGGCCGAAGACGUGGUGAAUGAGAAACUGGCGACGUGGCGAAAGGAGCGAGUAGAUAUAGAGACCAGUGUUAAUAUGGUCACCAGUGGAGGUGUCAAAAUGCCUAUGUUUGGAGAAAGAGGGCAUGGUGUCGCCGAUUCUGAUGAGAGGAACGGUGUCGAGGUUGGAAGUAGAACAGAGCAGACUGCAUCCAUGGCGGCGGAAGCUCGUUCAGACUGGACUCGCAAAGUGUUGAGCGAAGCCCAUGCACUGGAGUUGCUGGCAGAAAUCAAGCAAAUGGGAGGGGAGGUAGAAGACGCGGAGGGUCUUCUGUGGAAGGCGGUAGAACUUGCUGAGCUAUUGGCCUCCCAGGGAGGCAUAGGCGGGACGAGUUUGGCGUUCUGGUCCCUGCGUCGGAUGCUUUUGUGCCUUGCCACGCUGCUAAACAGCAGAGGCGCCCACGAGGAAGCUCUUGCCUGCCUAAAGAGGGGAUGGAGUGAGAUCGAGUCGCCGUACAUGGAGGAUAGCGUUGACUGGUUUGAGGUGUUGCUUGCGUUCGGGACGGCCUACAGCGGGCUCCGUCAGCUGGAGAAAUCCGAGCCCUUGUAUCGGAGAGCGAUGAUUAUCAAGGAACGCGAGGUUGCGGCUAUGGCUUCGCAAAAAGGUGGCGGCGGCGAAGAUGGGGGCAGAGAAGAGAGGGAGUCCUUCAAGGGCUUGAUGAUCGUCGUAACUAAUCUCGCGCACUGCGUUCUGAAUCAGGAAAGACUUGAGGAUGCGCAGCUGCUGUUUGAGAAGGUGCUGGACAUCGCCCAGCAGGUCGAUUUUGCCGACUCGAUGACGAUGACAAUUAGUAUGGCAAUGUGUGGCCUUGCGAGAGCCCGCCGUGACAUGGGACACUAUGAAGAUGCGGAGAUGAUAUUCACGGAUGUACUAGAUAUCUUAGGACCGGAGGACGUCCGCCUCGAGAACCCGUUGACGGAGGCCGUGCACACAGAAUUAGCUGAAGUGUUGCAGGUGCUUGGGAAAGCGAAGGAAGCCGAAAGCCUAUUGAAGAGAGGCCUUGCUCUGAAGGAGAGUGCAUAUGGGAAAUUCCAUCCGGAGCUGGUGCGCUUGCUGGAUGGCCUUGCCGGGCUGUAUGUACGGCAAUCGGCGCCCGAGCGAGCAGAGCCUCUGCUCCAGCGGAGCACACAGAUUAUGCAAAUGACGCAUGGGAUGGAUUCACAGGAGUUUGGUGAUGGGCUUGAAAAGCUGGGCCUGACUUUGCACAGGAUGGGAAAGAGUAGCGAGGCGGAACCGCUGCUGCGGAGGGUGUUAAGCAUGCGCGAGCUGGCAUUGGACGCGGACGACUUGUUGAUCGGCGCAGCGUGUCAUAACUAUGCGAUCGUGCUCGAACGGCUUGGCCGAAUUCAGGAGGCAGAGGUCCUUUUGUGGCGCGCGCUGCGAAUCAAGGAGGCGGUGCUCGGAGUAGAACACGAGGACAUGGCACCAACGCUGGAGGCCCUGGCAGGGGCUCUUUACAAAUUAGGAAAGACAGAUGAGAUGGAGCCAUUGAUUGAGAGACGAAAGAAGAUUGUUUCCGCGCAGCAAAUUGAAAUUCGACGACCAUGGGUCCAUCACAUUUCUCAAUGGCCCGAGAGGGCAGGUUAAGUAACUUCCUCGACGCCCUCUCCUCACUCCGCUUAUGCAAAAGCUCGCUCCUUCUGGUUGCCUUUUUUCCCCUCUCUUCUUCCCAUCGGAGCUCUCUCUCUGGCCAAGUAUCCAAUCGUCAUCCACUUGUCACCGCCGGUCUCUGUGGGCACGAGCAGGGACCCAGCAGUCUCCUAUUGUUGUGUAUAUGCCAUCUGGUGUCUGUGGGCACUAGCAGGGACCCAGCAGUCUGCUAUUGUUGUGUAUAUGCCAUAUGGUGUGCAAUUUUGUUCAUUCAAAUGAGGCAAUGAAAUUCUGGAAAAUUA